GCGUAAUUAUAUCACUUUCGUUUUUUUUUUCAUCUUCUUUUCUAUUUUAAAUAAUAUUUUGAGAACAUGAAGGAGAAACAAUAUGAAGAUGUUGAGUCAAAAUUGGCCAAUUUGUCGCGGUCUAUGCCUAAUUUACCGAAAAUGUUAAAUUUGGACGAAAAAAAGUAUCUUUUGGCAAUUGAAAGAGGUGAUUUAUCCAAUGUAAGAAGAAUGCUCCAGAGAGCUAUAAGAAGGAAAACCUUUAAUAUAAAUUGCGUAGAUAGUUUGGGACGUGGUGCGUUAACAAUAGCUAUAGAUCAGGAAAAUUUAGAAAUGGUAGAGUUACUGGUAGUGAUGGGAGUAGAAACAAAAGACGCUUUGUUAUAUGCCAUAAGUGUGGAGUUUGUAGAAGCAGUGGAACUACUUUUGGAACAUGAAGAAUUAAUCCACAAAGAAGGAGAACCAUACAUUUGGCAAAAGGUUGAUAUGAACACGGCUAUAUUUACUCCAGAUAUUACUCCUUUAAUACUAGCAGCUCAUCGUAAUAAUUAUGAAAUUUUGAAAAUUCUACUGGAUAGAGGAGCAACAAUACCUAUGCCACAUGAUAUAAAAUGCGGAUGUGAAGAGUGUAUAAGCCAAUCAGAGGAAGACUCCUUACGUCAUUCGCUCUCAAGACUAAACGAAUACAAAGCAUUAGCAAGCCCAUCACUGAUAGCACUAUCUUCCAGCGAUCCUCUUUUAACAGCUUUCCAGCUAUCAUGGGAGUUAAGAAAUUUAGCUUUUGCUGAACCUGAAAGCAAAUCUGAAUAUAUGGCUUUGAGGAGUCAGUGUCAGCAAUUUGCUGUUGAUUUGCUCCAUCAAUCCCGAAACUCUCAAGAAUUGGCCAUCGUUUUAAACCAUGAUCCAGACAGUCCACCUUAUCAGCCAGGAGAUCACAUGAAAUUGGCCAGACUGGAACUGGCUAUUCAAUAUAAACAAAAGAAGUUUGUGGCUCAUCCAAAUAUUCAGCAACUGUUAGCUGCUUUAUGGUACGAAGGAGUACCAGGAUUCAGAAGAAAAUCGAAUACGAAAAAAAUUUUCAACAUUUUAAAAGUGGUUGUUUUGUUUCCGUUCUAUUGUUUAUUGUACACCAUAGCGCCUGAAAGUAAAACAGGAAAAUUGAUGAGAAAACCGUUCAUGAAGUUUCUUAUUCAUGCCGCAUCAUAUUUAUUUUUCCUGCUGCUCCUCAUCAUGGUUACACUCCGAGUUGAAGAUUAUUUUAUAGAACAUAAAUACGAAAAGCAAAGAGGAAAUCCACCAACCAUCAUAGAGCUAAUUGUACUAGUUUAUGUAUUUGGAUUUAUUCUUGAGGAAACCCAAGAAAUUUUCACAGAAGGCAUUAGAAGUUAUUUAAGAAAUUUGUGGAACUUUAUCGAUUUUACUAGAAAUUUAUUUUACACACUCACUUUUGUACUAAGGGCUAUAGCUUAUAUACAACAAAUAAAGGAAAUUGAGAUAGAUUCUGCUAAAGAAUUUCUUCGAAGAGAAGAUUGGGACGCGUUUGAUCCACAACUUGUAGCCGAAGGCUUGUUUGCAGCUGCUAAUAUAUUCAGUGCCUUAAAAUUGGUCCACAUGUUUUCAAUAGAUCCUCAUCUGGGCCCUCUACAAAUUUCUUUAGGUCGCAUGGUAAUUGAUAUCGUAAAGUUCUUCUUCAUUUAUACAUUGGUGCUGUUUGCAUUUGCUUGUGGUUUAAACCAAUUACUAUGGUACUUUUCUGAUUUGGAGAGACAGAAAUGUUAUCAUUUAGAAAAUGACAAACCUGAUUUUGAUAAUGCCACAGAUUCUUGUGUUAAAUGGAGACGUUUCGCAAACGUAUUUGAAUCGUCCCAAUCUCUAUUUUGGGCAAGUUUUGGCAUGGUCGAGUUAUCUAGCUUUGAACUGACGGGUAUCAAGACUUACACUCGGUUUUGGGGCUUGUUAAUGUUCGGAUCUUACUCCGUUAUUAACGUUAUAGUAUUGCUAAAUCUCUUGAUUGCGAUGAUGUCAAAUUCAUUUGCAAUGAUUGAAGAACAUUCGGAUAUCGAAUGGAAAUUUGCAAGGACAAAGUUAUGGAUGAGCUAUUUCGAGGAGUACGGAACAUUGCCUCCACCUUUUAACAUAUUUCCUAAGCCAAAAAACAUUCUAAAAUUUUUCGGUUGGCGAAAAAAAGAUAAAAUAAGGAGGAUGUCUACAAAGAGUCGAAAUCGUGAAGAAAAAGAAAGAGACUAUAGAUACACCGCGGUGAUGAGAGCUUUGGUAUGGAGAUACAUAUCAGCUAUGCAUAGGAAGUAUGAAGAAAGUGAUGUAACUGAAGACGAUGUGAAUGAAAUCAAAAGUGAUAUCUCUUCAUUUAGAUACGAGUUGCUAGAGAUAUUAAAUAAAAAUGGCAUGGACAUCUCGUCAGCUGAACAUAAAGAAAAAGCUGUAUUGGGAAAAAAAAUGAAAGUUUGGGAGAGAAGACUAAUGAAAGACUUUAAGGUGGAACCGGUAUCGAUAGAAGAAUCAGAAGAAAUAUUUAGUUUGCCACCGGAAGAUGAAACUUCUUUAGCUAGGUUUAGGAGAAUAGCUCGUAUGGCCAUUAGAGGUCCAAAUUUAAACAAAUGGCAUCAAGUUGUAAGAGGAGCAUGUAUAGCAUCGCAAAUCGGUAGGUGCCAUACCAGAGAUUCUUUAAAAAAACAACAGAACCUGCAAAAAGCCAUGGAAGAAGCAAAGAAAUUUUCGUCAUACAGUCCGGAUUAUUCUAGGGCUACUACUCCACUAAAUUUACCAGAUUUUACUGGAGAAGAAAUUGUUAGAUUAAUAAAAGGCGAGGCUUCGCCACGUGACCAAGCUACACCAUCUCAUACAUAUCAUGAAGGUUUACAAUUUUAUAAGGAUAUUCAGUCUAAACCAGUUGAAAAUGAUGUCGAUGGGACUACAGUUAAAGCUGUAGUUAAAAAAGAUGCAAAUCAAGAACUUUUGCUUAAAAUUGAUUCAAGAACAUUUAAAAAUGAUAGAGGAAACACACCGACUACUACAGGAAGUGUUCCAGAAUCAAAUGCAUUUGGAAUACAGGCAAUGCAAGAGAGAUUGGUAACUUCACGAUCACCUUCCCCACUAUUACUUCCUACCGAGUCUCCACCUCGAACUCCCACGCCAAUGAGUCAACGUAAUAUACAAAGGAUAGGCAACACCAAGAAGACCAAGUCUAGAUGUGGAUGGCUAUAAAAGUUAAUUUAAAUUAUUAUAUUUUUU
Messenger RNA from Sitophilus oryzae (rice weevil), 3231 nucleotides. It is a transcript of the gene trpl, whose product is annotated as transient-receptor-potential-like protein. Gene Ontology annotation, molecular function: inositol 1,4,5 trisphosphate binding; protein binding; store-operated calcium channel activity. The record is from RefSeq and is a predicted model, not a curated record. Bases 67 to 3204 code for a protein of 1045 amino acids. The transcript is spliced from 19 exons. Gene Ontology annotation, cellular component: cation channel complex; membrane. NCBI's taxonomy places the organism in Eukaryota, Metazoa, Arthropoda, Insecta, Coleoptera, Curculionidae. Gene Ontology annotation, biological process: calcium ion transmembrane transport; manganese ion transport; regulation of cytosolic calcium ion concentration.